Cladophialophora psammophila CBS 110553 is the source of this 573-nucleotide messenger RNA. RefSeq lists its product as uncharacterized. The transcript has 3 exons. The annotation marks the transcript as partial. The record is from RefSeq and is a predicted model, not a curated record. Lineage: Eukaryota; Fungi; Ascomycota; Eurotiomycetes; Chaetothyriales; Herpotrichiellaceae.
GCUGUCUGCACUCCCGACAACGAAGGAGUCGCUAUUGCGCUGGUCUGUAUUGUCUCGUUUACUAUUGGUUGGAACGAAGCCAUCGCCCUUUGUCUUGGCGUGUUUCACACGACCAUCUGCAUUCGGAAUCAGCAAGAUAUAGGCGCGGCGGCGGGCUUCGCGGGCUCGGUCCGAUCUAUUGUGGGAGGAAUUGCAAUCGCGGUCUGCAGCGUUGUGCUCAAUUCUCGGCUUUCCGAGACUGUCCUGACUCGAGUUGGUCCUGCUGUCGUUCAAGCUGGACUGUUCGAGGCUUCCGUCGGUGCUUUCAUCACCGCAUUGUCCAGUGGAAACACAACCGCGCUAUCUGGUAUAGACGGCUCAAACUCGACCAUUGUGGCCGUCGGAGAAUGCGCAUAUCGAUUCGGCAACACCCAUGCAUUCCGCACGGUUUCCUGACUUCGAAUUGCAUUCGGAGGACUCGCGAUCUUGCUCACGUUGAUCGUGCCGAAUGUGGACAAGCUCAUGAUACAUGAUGUAGCCACGACGCUACAUGAGAAAAACAACGAGAAGGUGGUUGCUGCGUCGAAGAAAGUC